UCUGCAGAUCAAGGCUCCGGAUGCAAAGCAAUGCCGUGGUGGACUUUCGAAUCGCCACCAACGCCUCUCAGCGCCAUCCCUUGAGUGAUCCACACCCCACAGUUACAUAUCUAUUAAAAUGGUUCGUCUUUCCUGUGAGCAUGGUGACUUCGAAGCUUGGGUGGAAAGUGGCGGCCAUCAACUGGAUGAAUACGGCGCCGAACAACCCACACCAAAUUCUCAAACUUGUCACAUACCAUCUGAAACCGGGAAGCCGUUUGCGGUCUGCUUUACGGCGUCUUGGAUGGCAGGAUACACCCUCUCAGUCUCGCUCUAUGCCGAUGGAGUGUAUGUAGGGGGUCGCGUAGUGAGACCAACAACCCUUGGCCAAGUGACCCGCAUAGACUCUGCUAUGGACAGUCCUUUAACGGAAAGACCGUGCAUUUUUGCGAGCUUACGCCUCACUGAUGACGAUACCGCUAUUCGGGGAGGCCCGUCGCUUGAGGAAAUGGGCACACUGAGGAUCACUAUCCAGCCAGUGGUAGAGACUGGACGUUCGCAGUUCUCUGGAUCAACUCGAAGCCUUCCUGGGGAUAACCCAAUCAACGAGAGAAGCAAGAAAGCUGGGUCUCAUGCCGUCAAGCUCGGAGAAGCCCGACUAAUCCGCAACCCCCGAUCCCUUAUAACCACAGUUCCCGUUAUGGGUACCGUACCUCACGAAAUUAUUUUCAAAUAUGCCCCUAUUGAUUUCCUGCAAGCCCAAGAAAUUGCCCCUCGUCAUGUGUCGGUCACUUCUGGACAGCAUUCAACGGACCAGGUCAAGGGCGAGCCCAGUAGUUCACUUGGCAAAAGCGGCCCUUCCACGGUCAAAGUGAAAAACGAGUCUAAGAAGCGCGUAAAAGAGGAGGAUCCUAUCGUAAUCUCGUCUGACGACGAUAGUCCGGCUCUAACCACUGAAGAACAGGACCAGUUAGCUCGUAUCAAGGCCAAGGCGAGAGGAGCACGGUCCUCCAAGAAGCCAAAACUCGAAAACUCGAGUCAAGUCGUCGUCCUCAGUGACUAGUCGGAAUACUUCUAGCAGGCUGACACGCAAGCUCGAUUCUUGUUGGCCUCUGGGAGGAACCGUCCACGUAUUUAUCCAUCAUAUCGUCGUGAUCUCGUUAUGGGUUCCGGAAGUGUAAAACCGGCGUAUUGUUGUAUUAUAAACUCUAGGAUUUAUAGGAUCCGUUCAGCUUUUUGCUCCAUGACGCCUU
Messenger RNA from Cantharellus anzutake, 1232 nucleotides. RefSeq lists its product as uncharacterized. Lineage: Eukaryota; Fungi; Basidiomycota; Agaricomycetes; Cantharellales; Hydnaceae. Bases 119 to 1042 code for a protein of 307 amino acids. The record is from RefSeq and is a predicted model, not a curated record. The transcript has 8 exons.